Molecule: messenger RNA, 528 nt
Organism: Brassica oleracea var. oleracea
Lineage: Eukaryota; Viridiplantae; Streptophyta; Magnoliopsida; Brassicales; Brassicaceae
Product: auxin-responsive protein SAUR21-like
Exons: 1
Coding region: 69-365 (98 amino acids)
Biological process (GO): response to auxin
Source: RefSeq, a predicted model, not a curated record
UCCAAUAACUUUAGUCUUUUCAUACAUCUUCAAAAACUUCAAAAGAAAUCAAACUUUCAGUUAAAAAAAUGGCCUUGGUGAGAAGUCUAUUGGGUGCAAAGAAGAUUCUUGGCCGCUCUGUAACAGCAGCAGCUUCUACGAGUAAAAGAUCAACCUCGGCUGCACCAAAAGGGUUUCUUGCUGUGUACGUAGGAGAGAGCCAGAAGAAGAGAUAUGUGGUGCCAAUCUCAUACCUGAGCCAGCCAUCGUUUCAAGCUCUUCUGAAUAAAUCUGAAGAAGAGUUUGGGUUUGAUCAUCCAAUGGGCGGCUUAACAAUUCCUUGUUCUGAAGAUAUAUUCAUCACAGUGACGUCUCGGUUCCAAUGAUGAUUAUCCAACAUAUUGUUAGUCUAGUUAGAUAUAGACUUUCCCUGUAGAUAGAUGAGAUUUUUUUUACCUCUUUAUUGUUUAAAGAGUUAUUCUAUAAUCUUUUGAAAGUGAAUGUUAUAGACACGAUAACGAUUCAUGUUUAAACAUUUUGGAUCAACCA